AUGCCAGUUGAAAAUUCAACAGCUGAAUCGUCCAGUUCAGCCAAUUUGUCUACUUCUGUUGGCUCAAAUGCCUUUGUUGCUCUUCAAAGUAGCUCGUCAAUCAAUGUGUCUGAGUUUGAGCUUGCACUUAAGGCUUUGCCAAUGAAAGUACGUGCCAGCACUGCCACAAUUUACAGAAUGCCCUUAGAACAUUGGAAGCCCAUUUUUAUAGUCGCAGAGAAUGAUGCUUCUAACAAGAACGGUAGUAAAAAGAUCAUUGAAGUCCCUUUGGGUAUUGAAGCUGUCAGCCAAUACAAGAAAUUCUUGAUAUUCUUGCAUGAAUUUCGGUCCGAGCGUCGAGAAGGUGGAUGGCCAUCUCCCAAGAAAACUAAAGAAGUGAUUGAAUUAAUCAAGAAGUAUAAGUAUAAUCUUGUUUACGACCAAGUGCAAACAAACGUGGAUAGGGCAGCCCAUUGCGUGAUUCAGGAUUCUUAUAAGUCUGACAAACUUAUAAGAAUCCUGAAGAUCCUUUGGACUUCUGACAGCAAAUCAGGCUUGCACGAGAUGUUUUCUAUCUCUUCCUGCCACCAUAUGCUACUUAAGGAUCAGGAUUUGAGAAAUUUAAACUUUGCAGAUUGCUUUUGCACGAUUAUUCCAAAGAAACAGCACAAAGGAAUGCAACAGGCUCUUGCUUUGGUUUUUAGUCUAGACAAGGGCAAGACUCUGAAGGAAGGAGAAGUCAAAUUUGCAUGUGCCAUGCGCCAUGAAAACGUAUUCAGAUGUCCUUUUGGUGCAUUUCCCUUUUUUAUGUUCAGUUUGCUUCAAACCAGUGGUGACUUCUUGAACGAAGACAGAUGA
Phycomyces blakesleeanus NRRL 1555(-) is the source of this 837-nucleotide messenger RNA. RefSeq lists its product as hypothetical. The transcript has 3 exons. The record is from RefSeq and is a predicted model, not a curated record. Bases 1 to 837 code for a protein of 278 amino acids. Gene Ontology annotation, molecular function: DNA binding. NCBI's taxonomy places the organism in Eukaryota, Fungi, Mucoromycota, Mucoromycetes, Mucorales, Phycomycetaceae.